AUGAUGCUGGCAGGUUUAACGCUGGUCCUCAUUCUCCUUGGUGUGACUUCCUCAGCCACUGCAGAAUUCGGUUCAGUAGCCGAAAAAGAAGAUGCCCUCCUCAGACAUUUAUUCCAAGGUUAUCAGAAAUGGGUUCGCCCUGUAUUAAAUUCUAAUGACACCAUAAAAGUAUACUUUGGAUUGAAAAUAUCUCAACUCGUAGAUGUGGAUGAAAAGAACCAACUGAUGACAACAAAUGUGUGGCUCAAACAGGAAUGGACAGACCACAAAUUACGCUGGAAUCCUGAUGAAUAUGGUGGAAUUCAUUCAAUAAAAGUCCCAUCAGAAUCUCUCUGGCUUCCUGAUAUAGUUCUCUUUGAAAAUGCUGAUGGACGUUUCGAAGGCUCCCUCAUGACCAAAGUCAUAGUGAAAUCCAAUGGAACUGUCAUUUGGACCCCGCCUGCCAGUUAUAAAAGUUCAUGCACCAUUGACGUCACGUUUUUCCCAUUUGACCGGCAGAACUGCUCCAUGAAGUUUGGGUCCUGGACUUACGACGGUACCAUGGUUGACCUUGUUUUGAUAAAUGAAAAUGUCGACAGAAAAGAAUUCUUCGACAAUGGAGAAUGGGAAAUACUAAAUGCAAAAGGGAUGAAGGGAAGCAGAAGAGACGGUUUAUACACAUACCCGUUCAUCACUUACUCCUUCGUCCUGCGCCGCCUGCCUCUUUUCUACACCCUCUUCCUGAUAAUCCCCUGCCUGGGACUCUCUUUUCUGACAGUUCUCGUGUUCUAUUUACCUUCUGAUGAAGGAGAAAAACUUUCCUUAUCGACAUCUGUUCUCGUUUCCCUGACGGUCUUUCUUUUAGUGAUUGAAGAGAUAAUCCCAUCUUCUUCAAAGGUGAUCCCUCUCAUUGGAGAGUACCUACUGUUUAUCAUGAUUUUCGUUACCCUGUCGAUCAUUGUGACCGUGUUUGUCAUUAACGUUCACCACAGAUCUUCCUCAACUUACCAUCCCAUGGCCCCCUGGGUUAAGCGGCUAUUUCUGCAAAAACUUCCUAAAUUACUUUGCAUGAAGGACCACGUGGACCGCUACUCUUUCCCAGACAGAGAAGAGAGUAAAGCGGUAGUGAAAGGUAAAGUCCUAGAAAAAAGGAAACAGAAACAGAUCAGUGAUGGAGAAAAAGUUCUGGUUGCUUUCUUGGAAAAGGCUGCUGAUUCCAUUAGAUACAUCUCGAGGCAUGUGAAGAAAGAACAUUUUAUCAGCCAGGUAGUACAAGACUGGAAAUUCGUAGCUCAAGUUCUCGACCGCAUCUUCCUGUGGCUCUUUCUGAUAGUGUCAGUGACGGGGUCUGUUCUGAUUUUUACCCCCGCUUUGAAGAUGUGGCUACAUAGUUACCACUAGGAACAAGUCUUCAGAGAACUCUAACAUAUAUGUAUACCAUAAAGACAAAAUUAAACCUUA
Molecule: messenger RNA, 1440 nt
Organism: Pteronotus mesoamericanus
Lineage: Eukaryota; Metazoa; Chordata; Mammalia; Chiroptera; Mormoopidae
Gene: CHRNB3
Product: cholinergic receptor nicotinic beta 3 subunit
Exons: 6
Coding region: 1-1380 (459 amino acids)
Biological process (GO): response to nicotine; nervous system process; signal transduction
Cellular component (GO): plasma membrane; neuron projection; postsynaptic membrane
Molecular function (GO): acetylcholine-gated monoatomic cation-selective channel activity; acetylcholine receptor activity
Source: RefSeq, a predicted model, not a curated record